AAGGUCAUGGUUGAGAAGUUCCCUCUCGACCAGGCACAGGAAGCGUUCGACCAUCGCGCCACUGCCCGGUUCCGCGCUGUCAUCGUCCCAUGAUGGCCUUCCGUGACGAGAGCUACUAGACUACUUCAUAGAGUACGUGUCGGACUAUAAGCCUGGAUUAUAGAGAUCAUGUUAAUGAUCACGUACGAACCUGUCAAUGCUCGAUAUUUCGUCUUCAACGCCGACGAAUACAGCAGACACCUGCCCCAACUUCCACAAUAUCCACCCACACCAGCAGAACGCAACCUAUACGCCCGGCUUCCAACAGACGAAACACAACACUCGAUAGAAAACCAUCAAAGCAUCCAGAUAACAGAGUCAGCGCGGUCCCAACACAGGGACCACACCAGAAUAUAUUCACAACACAUGAGAGCCCUUUGAAUUAGCCGUUCAUCAGUCCAGAUACCAAUACUUAUACCAAUACCAAUACCAAUCCGAGAAGACGUGUCCUUGUUCCCAGUCCG
This is a messenger RNA of Fomitopsis serialis, 503 nucleotides long. RefSeq lists its product as uncharacterized. The transcript has 2 exons. Lineage: Eukaryota; Fungi; Basidiomycota; Agaricomycetes; Polyporales; Fomitopsidaceae. The record is from RefSeq and is a predicted model, not a curated record. Bases 169 to 420 code for a protein of 83 amino acids.